Ceratina calcarata is the source of this 1343-nucleotide messenger RNA. It is a transcript of the gene Phb1, whose product is annotated as prohibitin 1. Gene Ontology annotation, cellular component: membrane; mitochondrion. The transcript is spliced from 4 exons. Bases 132 to 947 code for a protein of 271 amino acids. Gene Ontology annotation, biological process: mitochondrion organization. Lineage: Eukaryota; Metazoa; Arthropoda; Insecta; Hymenoptera; Apidae. The record is from RefSeq and is a predicted model, not a curated record.
AUUGUUUUCUAUCGUAAUGAAGUUGCUUGUUGUUAAUGCUAUCGAAAUUGUGUCUUGCACGUGGAAUCGAUCGACUGCCGGCCGCCGGAGAUCUACAGCAAUUUUAGAUACUUUGUAUAUUCCUCACAAACAUGGCACAGCUUUUGAACCGCAUAGGACAAUUCGGUUUAGGGCUGGCAUUAACUGGAAGUGUUAUUAACACUGCUUUAUACAACAUUGAUGGAGGUCAUAGGGCUGUUAUCUUUGAUAGAUUUAGUGGCAUAAAGAAUCAAGUCGUAGGGGAAGGAACACAUUUCUUUAUUCCCUGGGUACAGAAACCUAUCGUAUUUGAUAUUCGCUCUAGGCCAAGGAAUGUUCCUGUAGUCACUGGAAGUAAAGACUUACAAAAUGUAAACAUCACACUUCGUAUUCUCUUCAGACCUGUACCAGACACAUUGCCAAAGAUCUACACUGUUCUUGGUGUAGAUUAUGAUGAAAGAGUACUCCCCUCUAUUACAAACGAAGUGUUAAAAGCUGUAGUUGCUCAAUUUGAUGCGGGAGAGUUAAUCACACAGAGAGAAAUUGUCUCUCAGAAAGUUAGGGAAGAACUAACAGAAAGAGCUGGACAGUUCGGAUUAAUUUUAGAUGACAUUUCCAUUACUCAUUUAACCUUUGGAAAAGAAUUUACUCAGGCUGUAGAAAUGAAACAAGUGGCACAGCAAGAUGCAGAGAAGGCACGUUUUCUAGUAGAAAAAGCAGAACAACAUAAGAGAGCAGCUAUUAUCAGCGCAGAAGGUGACGCCCAGGCAGCCAGCUUGAUUGCAAACUCCCUCGGUGAAGCAGGCGAUGGUUUAGUCGAACUGAGAAGAAUCGAAGCUGCAGAAGACAUAGCUCAUAAUCUAUCUAGAUCUCGUCAAGUAGUCUAUUUGCCAGGCGGUCAAAAUGUCUUAUUAAACCUGCCACAGUAAAAAUACAAGCUCGAAUAAAAAUUAUAUACAUAAGUAUGCAUUUAUGGUGUAAUGUAUGACUUUCGAUGCUAUGAUGGUACACUAACAGUAGAUAAUUUAGGGAGACGACAUUAUGAUCGUACACUAAUAGUAGAUGAUUCGAAAAUGAUAUAUAGGAUGAAUGCAUAUAGUACUUCAGAUUAUUUACAUAAUUUCAAAUUGAAUAUUCAGUAUGCAGAUUUGCUCCCAAACAUACAAAUUCAUUUUAUUUUGAUUUACUCGAUUUUCACAGCUUUUAUAUGUUAUGAUUUCCUUACUCUCCAUGUACACAGUAGUCGCUUGAUAUUAGUCGCAUUUUACAGCUGCCUUUGUUGCCUUGUUACUAAAUAUAAUUUAACUUGUUUGCUUUUCAGAAGA